Molecule: messenger RNA, 1942 nt
Organism: Papilio polytes (common Mormon)
Lineage: Eukaryota; Metazoa; Arthropoda; Insecta; Lepidoptera; Papilionidae
Gene: M6
Product: neuronal membrane glycoprotein M6-a
Exons: 1
Coding region: 112-861 (249 amino acids)
Biological process (GO): neuron projection development
Cellular component (GO): plasma membrane
Source: RefSeq, a predicted model, not a curated record
UUGUUGUUGACUGAGUCAUAUAUUAAUUUAUAAUAAAUAUUGUGAAUAUCUAGUUACGAACGUUAAAAUAAACUACAUUUGAUAGUGAAGUGAACGUGAAAGUUUAUCACAAUGGGUGACGCUUGUCAAGCUUGUCUAACAAGAAUUCCCCAUGCAACACUUAUCGCAACUAUUAUGUGCUGUUUGGGCGUGGGAGUGUUCUGUGGAACCAUGUACCGAGGAUCCGCUCUUUCAAUUCUUAUGUUCGAUGAAGUAUUUCAAUUUCGUCUAAUUUGGAUAGAGGCGUUGCAGAUGAUUUUCAUCGUAGGCAGUGCUUGCAUGGCUGCGCUGGGAUUGAUGCUUCUAUGCUUGGGAUGCCUUACAACAGGUGCUACCAGACAAAAGGUUUACCGCGCUUGGAGGGCCCGCGUCGGAGGCAGAAUAUCCUGUGCAGUAUUCAUGAUAAUCACAUACAUUCUGACUUUCAUAUGGAUUGUAUUGCUAGGUUUUCUAGUAAUAACAACAUUCUUGUUCACUAUAUUUUGGAAAUUAUGUUCCAAACCUGAAAAUAUUGCAUUAACAACCUGCAUUGACUUCACUCAGUUUGACUUUAUGUUUCCAUCUUCUGUCAAACAAGAUCACAUGAAGAUAUGUGAAGCAUACAAAAUGAAGUUAUUCUGCAAAGAUUAUGUGGAGAAAGCAGAAUUCAUGUUUAUUCUUGCAAUGGUAUCCUGUGUUCUUGUUAUUUUAAGUUUGGUCCAUUAUCUGAUGUGCUUAUCUGCUAAUUAUGCACACAUUAGGGAUCAUGAGAAAUUCCAGGAAUUGCAAGAGCUGCAGUAUCUCACAAACCCGGACCUGCAUGCCUCAAAGGAUCGUUUCUAGUAUAUGGCCCGCGCACCGCUGUUGCGCUCCCUUGAGGCUUCCACUAAAAUGUGACAGUUUAAAUAAACUGUAAUCGACAACUACUUUGUGUUCACUGAAAAUUAAAAAAGACUGAUCCAGUGGAUUUAGUUUUAAUCCACAAAUACACACCAAUUUUUUUACAUAUCUGAAUUUUAUGAAAAAUUGUUAUUUGUUUAUUAUCCCAUUAGUAAUUAUUGUAUUUAGACUAUUUACUAUUUAUAUGCUUUAUGACAUUCCAGUAACAUAAAUAGUGUAUAAGAAUUAUUUCGACAUAAAUAAGUGCUUUUUCAUCUUUUCUAUCUUUAUAUACAAGCUCAAGGAAUUGUUACAGUUUUGUAUAUUUUUUUAAUAAUGUGUUUAAAAUUUAAUUGAUUAAUGACAAUAUGUCUAUGUUUUAAAACACAUUGUAAUAUCCAAUUAGAAAUAUAAAGAAAUUUAACAUCAAACACACCUAGUUUUUAAAGGGAAGUCGAAAUGUAACUUGGAUACAAUAAAAAACAAUGACCAAUUGACCCCAACUAAUCAAUUGUUAUUCCAAGUAACAAUACUUAACAUUAACAAAUUGACAAACAAAAUAAUUUAGGUUAUGGCCUACAUAGGAUGUUGAGAAACCUAAACUCAAACAAAACUACUCUAAUAUAAACAGACUUAAUAGAAUUUCUAAAAAUAUUGUAAACAUGUUUAGUUUGUCUCAUUAGCUAAUAACCCAUUGAAUGAAAAAAGUUACAACUGUAAAAAGUUCUCAUAACCUUUGAGUAACCAGAAAUAUGUCUUUUCAUUAAUUUUCUUUUUUUGGGUUUUUUUUCACUUUUUUUUUCAUUUUUUUUUGUUUUCAUUAAAUUGGCCUUUAGUCUAAUGCUGGUAAAUUAUUGUACUAUUUCUAAUUGGAUAUUAAAGUUGUCUGAUAAAUCAACAACUUUGAAUGUAAUACAUUUAAAUUCAUACACAAAGUGUAUGAAAAUUAUUAUGUUGUGAUAUGUCUUUCUGAUCACAGUUUUUACGUUUUAAUUGAUUUUUAUUAUCUUAUUGGAAUUUAUUGUCCUUACCAGUAGAGUAAGAU